CCGCCGGCUCCGUCAGCCGCGGCGUCGUCGUCCUCCGUGGGAUCGCCCGGAACGGCGGCUGGGGCGAGGAGGGGCCGGACCAUGCGGUGGAAGCGGAGCCCUUGGAGGCCUUGGCGGCUUCCCCGGCGCUCGCUGCUGGCCGCCCUCUUCCUCUUCUCGCUUUCCUCGUCCUUCCUCUACUUCGUCUAUGUGGCUCCCGGCAUCGUGAACACCUACCUCUUCAUGAUGCAAGCUCAAGGCAUCAUGAUUCGUGAAAACAUGAGAACGAUAGGAGCUCAGGUUUAUGAACAGGUGGUCCGCAGUGCCUAUGCCAAGAGGAACAGCAGUGGGAAUGAUUCAGAUUACCCUCUUGAUUUGAACCACAGUGAAAGCCUUCUGCAAACAACAACUUUUCUUCCUGAAGAUUUUACCUAUUUUCCAAACCAUACCUGCCCUGAAAGACUCCCUUCUAUGAAGGGCCCUAUUGAUGUAAAUAUGAGUGAAAUCAGUAUGGAGGAGAUUCACCAGUUCUUCUCCCGAGACCCUACUAUCAAACUAGGAGGUCACUGGAAGCCUAAAGACUGCCUGCCUCGUUGGAAAGUGGCAAUCCUUAUUCCAUUCCGCAACCGUUAUGAGCAUCUUCCAGUCCUCUUUAGGCAUCUUAUUCCAAUGCUGCAACGCCAGCGUUUACAGUUCGCCUUUUACGUUAUUGAACAAGCUGGCAACCAACCCUUUAACCGUGCCAUGCUCUUCAAUGUUGGCUUUCGGGAAGCAAUGAAGGACUUGGACUGGGAUUGUUUGAUCUUCCAUGAUGUUGACCAUAUACCUGAAAAUGACCGUAACUAUUAUGGAUGUGGGCAGAUGCCAAGACACUUUGCAGCAAAGCUGGAUAAAUAUAUGUAUCUCCUUCCUUACAACGAGUUCUUUGGAGGAGUGAGUGGCUUAACAGUGGGACAGUUCAGAAAAAUCAAUGGCUUUCCAAAUGCUUUCUGGGGCUGGGGCGGAGAGGAUGACGACCUUUGGAACAGGGUGCACUAUGCAGGCUACUUUGUUACCCGGCCAGAAGGUGAUACUGGGAAAUACAAAUCUAUUCCCCAUCACCAUAGAGGUGAAGUACAGUUUUUAGGAAGGUAUGCACUGCUGCGGAAGUCCAAAGAGAGGCAAGAACUGGAUGGCCUCAAUAACUUGAACUAUUUCCCAAAUGUUACGUAUGACGCCUUGUAUAAAAACAUAACAGUCAACCUGACGCCAGAGCUGGCUCUGGUGAGUGAGUACUAAAAGAAUAUGAAAAGAAGAAAACAUGAGAAAUUGUUUUGUUGGUGUCUCCUGGACAAGAAGAAUCUUGUGUCUAAUGAAGGAUCACAGUAUUUUGAAGAAUAAUACUCAAAGCACGCACACAGAUCAUCAGACUGUAGACCCACUCAGACUGUGCAGCGAGCUUGGACUUCACUUGCUUUUGAUUUCUUUUUUUAAAGAACAAUGGUGUGACCUGCUGCUUUUCCCAGCAUUCCAUCUCCUCAAACAAUGUGUAACACCAGACUGAUCAAAUGUGCUUUUCUGCUCAUAAAACCAGUUUGGCUGCAAGGAUGCAAUGGUUUCUUGACUCUGAAUGCCGGAAGCUAUCCUGUAGGCAACUGCCAGAAUGAGAGAUGAACUGCUACCAAAUGAUAUCAUCCUUCUACAUUUGUGUUUGUAUUGGUUUUUUAAUUGACCUGCUUGAAGAAAUAUAAAUAUAUAAAUAUAUAUACAUAAACACACACACACACACACUCACUCUCUCUCUCACACACAAACACACAUCAGAAUCGCUUCUUAAAGAAGUGUAGGUGUAAAUAAGCUGUAUAAAUUGCUUUCCUUUCUUUUUAAAAAUCUUUUACACUCCAAAACUAAAGCUGAAGGUUUACAACUUAAGAUAUUUCAAGUAACCCCACCUGUGCAGACACUUCACAUCAUGAUGACAGGUAAUUCUCCACAGGACUAUUUGUCUGGUUCUUCACAGGAGUGGGAUCUUGUCAGGAGGUUGUGAAGCCUUAGAAAUUGAAGCCAUUUCUUGAAUAGGGAGGGAGAAUCUGGCUUUAGGAGUAGGAAUUUCAUUCAUGAAAGACAAGUGUUGCACAUUUUGUAGUCAUAUAGUCUUUCCAAUUCCUUUUCUGAUCCACUAGAUUCUGUUGUAUAUCCCACUGUGGCAAUGAACAGCAGAAAGAUUUCUCCCAUAUAGCUUCAUCUUUAUAAGGGACAGGUUCUCCAAAAGGUUGUUGAAGAUCCACUUGCCCCUCUUAUCUUCACAUUAUUUGUUCAGGCUAAGUUUGCAAAUAAUUCAAAAUCUACAGUGAUUCCUGUAACUGUAAGUGGCAGGUUAUGAGUAGUAUUUUGAUAGAAUUUUUGUGUAAAUGAGACAGUACUGAGCUAAUAUAGGCUAAAAUCGUAGGUUAGCAUUCUUGGUUGUUACUAUUACCCAGAGAAGCACUGUCUAAGUGCAAAUACUGGGAUGACUAUAUCCAGACUCCAAAUCAUAAUUAAAAGAAUGAAGGGCAUUGAGAUUAGUUCAGGAGGAAAUGUGAGCAUUGGACAGAAGUGCUUCAUCUCCAUCCAGGUUCACAGACCUAAUUUUUGUUUGGUCUUAGAUUUGUGCCUUUUUAUUUUGUUUCUCUUUCUUUUCUGGUUUAAAACCAACCCAUCUGUCUAUACAGUAUGGAAAAACUUGUUUUUUUAAACUACGGCUUGUAACUCUGGUAAAUGUCUUAUUGGAUUACUCGUUAAUAUAUUUAUAGACAGAGAUUGUGAGAACUUAAAGUGAGAAGUACUUUAAUUUCUUUUAUUGCAUUGUUGCCUUCUAUUACUUUACGAUGCAUAGUUUACAGUUAGUUUUCUGGUUUUGUUGGAUGUAUGACUCCCUCAUAUAUAUAUCUGUUGUGGGUGCGAUUAGCCAGGCCUGUUUUCUUGCGUGUCUCAAAAGUGUUAAGAAAGAGUGUGUGCGUGCGUGUACGUGCACGCGUUUAUGUGUGCAUUUGUGUGCGUGCGUGCAUGCACACAUGUUCAUGCACACAAUUCCGUGUGUCUUAUCAGCCCACAUGAAGGGGCAGCAAGUCUGCUCUUGAGAGUGCUGGUAAGUGUGCUUUAAAAUGCUUCAUAAGGGAACCCUUCAUGACUGCUACAGAGGUGAGAAUUUGUGUCUUUUUUGUUUUGUUUAAUGGCACAUAAAGCAAUAAAGACUUCUAAAUUUUAAUAUUUUCAGAUGUGGAUAACACACCUUUUCCUUGCUCUUUCCUUUUUAACCCAAGAAAGCUGAUAGGAACAACGUGUCUAUUGAAUGGUGCUUCAGUUGAGGAAUGUAUUUCAAGUUACCUGAAUUGACCAUCACAUGAACAUUUAUUCAAACAAACAUUAGACUUGUAGGGCAGUUGAACUUCUUAGGCUUUCAAGAUGGAUGGCCAUCCCUUGACACUCUUUCUUACAUAAGAAAAGUAAUUACCUCUGCUCAGAAAUGCACUUGUUAAUUGGCAUGAAAGGGUCAAUUUCACUUCUUAAUCAGUUAUUUUUCAUUUAUUGUCUUUUCUCCACUCACUUUUGCAUUCUCUUUCCCUCUUUAAAAAUGUGGAAUCUCUUCAAAAUGUGCACUGUUACUCUUAUCAGCUAAGUCAAAUACUGUAUAGUAAAUGUAAUUGUUGAAAACAUAAUUGUCAAGCGCAUGUGGUGUAAUGGUGUUUUUUAAAAUCAUUUUAAAAAGUACAUUGGCAGCUGAAAUUUCAACAAGGCCACUGCUCCCCAUUUUCCUCUGCACUGUCAGCUAACACUGCUGGGGGCAGAAUGCUAUGAUAAAAUGCGUAUGUUUUUGUAUGAGCGAUGUGGUCUUUAUUUGCUAAAAUGUUUGUUUAAAAUCUACUUUUUGUAAAAGCUCCUCUUGAAUGAAUCUACCAGCUGAGCAAACGCCAUGCAUUUCAGAAUACCUACUGUCAAAGAUAGCACCAAACCAUAUGUAACUUCCUUUCAUCCUAUUGUUUCGAGCUUGCUCUUAUGUUUUCUAUGAGGUGCCAGGGGUACAUUUUUGCACUGAUAUUUAGUGUUUUAAAACACAUACAAUUUCAGCAAAGCAAUCCUUUGUGUCAUUACAUUACCCAUGUGUUUGUACAUUUUUGUAUUUGUUAAUUUAUGAAUCAUUUUUUUCAGUAAAAAGGAUAUAUAUUCAAGAACCAGGAAA
Molecule: messenger RNA, 4177 nt
Organism: Varanus komodoensis (Komodo dragon)
Lineage: Eukaryota; Metazoa; Chordata; Lepidosauria; Squamata; Varanidae
Gene: B4GALT5
Product: beta-1,4-galactosyltransferase 5
Exons: 9
Coding region: 82-1257 (391 amino acids)
Biological process (GO): glycoprotein biosynthetic process; carbohydrate metabolic process
Molecular function (GO): UDP-galactose:glucosylceramide beta-1,4-galactosyltransferase activity
Source: RefSeq, a predicted model, not a curated record